Sander lucioperca (pikeperch) is the source of this 3148-nucleotide messenger RNA. Its product is annotated as iron-regulated protein FrpC-like. The coding region runs from base 50 to 3148 and encodes 1032 amino acids. Lineage: Eukaryota; Metazoa; Chordata; Actinopteri; Perciformes; Percidae. Gene Ontology annotation, cellular component: extracellular region. The record is from RefSeq and is a predicted model, not a curated record. Gene Ontology annotation, molecular function: calcium ion binding. The transcript is spliced from 4 exons.
CCUCCUGCACUGUUUAUCUUCUUUUAGGGAGGACAUUGACCAAAACCCGAUGACUUUGCUGGCAGAUCUUCAGGAGAAUGAGAAUUUCACAGCUUCUGUCAUUCAGAAGGAACAGGAUUUUGAAGGCUUCUUGGCAGAGAUUGAUAAGCAGAAGACACAAGAUGUUCUCCUGAGUGCUGCAGAGAUCUCGCACAGCUACAGCCAAAAACUUCUGGUCAUGACUGACAAAGAAACAAAUGACAGAGUCCAACAGGAAUACAGCAUGGAUCCUCGUUACUCAGUAAUAGUCAGCAACGAAUGCCUGUUCAAUGUCUCGUGUGUACCAGAAGCAGACAGCUACACCUUGGUGAAAAUAUUUGGGAGUGUUUCAGAAGAUGGACAAACUGUGUCUGGCCUUUCUGGCUCUUCACUCGCAGAGCUGAUGUUGAAACUGUCACUGGAAACUGCGCCCGUGUUCUCUCUCGAUGGAAACACAACUAAAGACUUCCAACAUAACUUCAUUCGAGUUUUUACGGCCCGUGGCAUCACAGCAGUCCUAGAAACAAACCAGGAGAAUCACCAGACUUACCAGGUCAUGAACCAAAUUGGAGAAGUUUCUGGAUACCAAAUUCCACAAAGACCGGUAGAUCACAGCACCCAGUACGACCACCAGCAGAUCCUCAUCCUGGAAGAUAACCCUGCUGUCAGAACAGCUGCUAAGUAUCUUUUUAAGAAGCAUCCAACGGUUUCCUCUGUCUACGUUCUUGAUAACAACCAAAGACCAGUACUGAUCCGAGGUGACUCCGUGCCUCUGACAGAGGACAGCCGGCUGGUGCUGGUCGGCCACGGCAGGAAAGACAGCUCAGGAGAAAUGAGACUGGGAGGAUAUGAAGUGCAAGAGGUCUCCAAAAUCAUUCAACAAACCUCCAGGGAUUCCAAUAAAAUUAAAACAAUAAGUGUGGUGGCCUGUGACGUUGGAUCAGAUAAUGCAUUCAUUGAAACGCUGCUGAAGGAUCUCCAUGAGACCGCCGGCAUCGAGACAGAGCUGCACAUCAGGAACGCUGUGCUCCAGGUCAGCCACACAGGAGAGAAAAUCACCCUAGAGAUCACUAAGGAUGGAGAGCAAUGGCGACAUAAAGAUGACAGCAAGAAAGUGGUCGCAACCCUCGACAGGAACGGAGAUGAGGACGAGGCUUUUAGCAGUGUGACGGAGGUUCGUGGGUCAAAGUUCAACGAUGCCAUCAGAGGGAACAAAGAGCACAACGUUAUUGUCCCAGGAGGAGGAGAUGAUUUCAUCCAGGGUAGAGGAGGAGAGGAUUGGUACGUUAUCACACCGGGCCAAGGAGUAAAAACCAUCAACAACCAAUCACCAGAUCUAGCCUUGGAUAUUCUCUUUCUGAAAGAACAAUACGAGAACAUAACAUGUAUAUGUGAAGGGCAGAGCAUCAUCAUUUUAGUACACGGUGGAGAAGAUGUUAUUUUACAGAACUGGUUUGAUUCAAAGUUUCAUCAGCACCUGCAGAUUAAAACCAGUGAUGGAAUAACAGCUGGACUGAUGACCAACCCCAGCAGCUGUGAUGAGUCUUUAAUGUUCCCCAUAACUGUUGAUUAUAGAAACCAGAAACCUGAACUACUUAAUUCGCUCCAAACACAUCUCCAGAAACGCUCAAUUAAUGUAGAAGAUGAGUCUGAAAACGAGUGUUUAACAUAUAGAAGAAAUAAUUCACAGAUGAAGCGAGUCUUCUGCGGCCUUCAAGGCAAAGUGAUGAUGAUGAAGAAUCAUGAUUCAGUGAAAGAAAUGUACGGUUCCUCAGGUUUCGACAUCAUGGUUGGAAACAGCAAUGAGAAUCUGCUUGAUCCGUACACCGGAGGUGCCUUAAUGUUUGGAGGUGAAGGAAAAGACACUUACGUAAUCAAACAAGGAUAUGGAAACGACUCAAUGAUCGAUAACUUUGCAGAAGAUGAGAGUAUUGAUACUGUGUUGGUUGACAUGGAUUAUCUUCAUGGCAGUCAAGUCACACUGGACUCAUCAACCGAAGAUCUGGAGGUGACGAUCACAUCAAAAGGGGAACAAUUCAAAUUCACUCUGCUCAACUACGGCAAUAGUUCCAAACAUCAGCACUUAGUAUUUCAGAGCUCUGACGGAGUGAAUUUUGAAUUGAAAUCACUAAACUCAACCGGAGAUGUUGCUUUUUUUGACACUGAAGCUUUCAAAGUGACUCUGAAACAGCUGCAGGUUGACUGCCGCUUGGACCUCAACUCUCAGAGGAAUCUGUCAAAGGUCCACACGGUGCAAGGCUGUCCCUCCCAGUCCAAUGACAUAUUAGGUAACGAUCAAGACAACGCUCUGAUUGGUGGGUGGAAGGAUGACGCCUUGGAAGGAGGCGCCGGAGAUGACACGCUGAUCGGAGGGAACGGAGCCGACAUCCUGAUUGGUGGCUUGGGAGACGACACUCUUUAUGGCGAGGACGGAAAUGACACUAUGAUGGGAAACUCUGGCCGGGACGUCUUCCUUCCCGGACCAGGGGCUGAUCAGGUGGAUGGCGGUCCUGGCAGAGACACGGUUGUGUACCGGGGCAAUCCUGACACAGGUAAAGGAGUUUAUGUCAACCUGCUGACGGGACAAGGCCGCUACGCCGAUGCUGAGGGCGACGUGUUGAAGGAUGUAGAGAUAGUCAUCGGCACUGUCUACUCUGAUAUCUUGGUGUCCGGUUACGAAAGUUCUCUUCUCAAAGGCUCGGACGGCAAUGACAUCUUGGUGUCCACCGGUGGCGAUUACCUGGUCGGCGGUGAUGGAAAUGACAUUUACAUGUUGGCUUUCGACAACGGUUCAGUCACGGUUGAUAACUGUGCCAAAGACAACGCUACAGACGUCUUGUUCAUGAGCUCACAGUUAACGCCGCCAUUUGACUGCCAACUUUUGCCUGACAGAGUUCUCCUGACUUUCUUUGGAUUUAACCAAACUACUAUUAAAAUUGCACUGCAGGGCUGGAUCAGUGAUGAGAACGAAUGUGGUCAUUUGAAGUUGGUUUUUAGAGAUCAGGAGAUGUCGGUAGACCAGCUGCUGAAAAAGUGUCAGUUAAGACAGAAGAAAUCAUUUUGGCCUCUAGUCAUGAAUUGGACUAAAAGGAUCAAUCAUGUCCUCUUCAGCAGAAGAGGACAUGAUUGA